AUGUCAGCUAUGGUCCAUCCUAAAGCUGUUUUGUACUCUUUCAAAACACACAAAAGCUUUUCUUCCUCGAUGACAGUCAAAUCAGAAGCAAUGAUCACAGGAAGUGUAUCUGAUUCUCCCAAAAAGGCAUAUUUCAAGUGUUCAGGCGAUGGCUUGAGUUCUAGCUUUGGAGGUUUCUCAACAGAAGGCAAAAUAGGGGCGCUAGGUGUCCCUAGUGGCUAA
Messenger RNA from Prunus armeniaca (apricot), 222 nucleotides. Lineage: Eukaryota; Viridiplantae; Streptophyta; Magnoliopsida; Rosales; Rosaceae. The record is from the annotation of a GenBank genome assembly.